This is a messenger RNA of Oppia nitens, 1028 nucleotides long. Its product is annotated as retinol dehydrogenase 12-like. The coding region runs from base 48 to 1028 and encodes 326 amino acids. NCBI's taxonomy places the organism in Eukaryota, Metazoa, Arthropoda, Arachnida, Sarcoptiformes, Oppiidae. The record is from RefSeq and is a predicted model, not a curated record. The transcript is spliced from 4 exons.
CAUAUUAUUUGAAAUAUUUGUUAUUAAAAAAAAUUUGUUCAACAAAUAUGUAUUUAAUUGAAAUUAUUUUACCUAUUCUUUGGAUGACAACCAUUGAGUUUUUGCAGCGAAUCUUCGGCUUCAGAAAUAAUUGCAAAAGUUUACGGCAAUUGAAUGGACAGAUAGUUGUGAUAACCGGCGCCAACUCUGGUAUCGGCAAAGAGACGGCCCGCGAAUUAGCAAAUCGUGGCGCAAAAAUAAUCAUAGGAUGUCGUGAUAUGUCUAGAGCUGAGUCAGCCAUCAAUGAUAUCAAAGAGAGAAAUCCAAUGGCAGACAUAAUUGCAAUGAAAUUGGAUUUGUCAUCAGUAGACUCUAUCCAUCAGUUUGCUAAACAAUUAAAAAAAAAUUAUGACACAAUCGAUAUACUGAUCAAUAAUGCAGGAGUUGCUAUGCAAGAGCACAGGCAAACUGAGGAUGGCUUUGAAUUGGUGUUUGGGACCAACCAUUUAGGACACUUUUUGUUAACACUUUUGAUACUACCAUUACUUCGACGAGCACCCAAAGCCCGGGUUAUAACUGUGGCUUCUUGUGCUUAUAUACACGGAUCGAUCAAAUUUGAUGACAUCAAUAGUCUUGAAGAGCCGUACGAUAUGUGGUCAGUUUACGGUCAAAGUAAACUGGCAAACAUAUUGUUCACACGUGAAUUGGCCAGACGUUUGGGCACCGAUUCGUCUAUCAAUACAUAUGCUGUUCAUCCGGGUUGUGUCCACACAGAUAUCGGCCGCAAUGUUAGCUCAAGAUUUCAACAGUUAGUCAUAAAAUUGUUGGGAACUUUAUUUCUGUUGAGCGCCGAAUCGGGAGCUCAGACAACAUUGUAUUGUGCUAUACAUGAGAAGCUCGACAGAGAAACGGGCGGUUAUUAUGAAAACUGUCGUCGAGUGAAGAAAUUGUCGCCUAAAGCUACUGAUGAUCAGUCGGCCAGACGUUUAUGGCAAUUGAGCGCACAGUUAGUUCAAAUUGAAAAACAAUUUGAUAGCCUUUUUGGAUGA